GGGUUAUAUAACAAACACGAUACUGCUUGGCACCUUGAGAGAUAGUGGACAUCACAUCCCGCUCGUAUUAUUACUUGUUGUAUGCGGCGGAUAGGCCUUGUUCGUUGAUAUAUUAAGAUUACAUUACUUACUCGUCGUGGACGGCCCCUAGGUGGCAAUCUUUCGACUACUAUCUGCCUGGUGCAAUGCCAAAGCUAAGUUUUGCUACGCAUAUGGCCAUGUUUCAGCAACCAGUGGCCGCCAUCUCCACUCUCCUAGGUGAGAGUCGAAGCAGCUGGCUCAUUAAAAGUGGUUUGUGUCGUCAGCUAUCAAGUGCGCUACCCUUUCCGCUCGCCAAGCUUCGCAGCACACCUCGGUUGAGUGAUGUCGACUCGGAGCCCCCACAGCAACAGCAAUCCCUCGGACAAAAAAGCAAGGGGUAUCACGCUGCUCCAAGACUCCUCAUAAACUCCGAAUUCAAAAUGCAAAGGAAAUAUUAGGCAAAAUGACGCCCGACCUCCUAAACCUUGCUUCCUCCCCCAUCUCAGAUACGCAUAUUC
Lasiosphaeria miniovina is the source of this 539-nucleotide messenger RNA. RefSeq lists its product as uncharacterized. Bases 186 to 479 code for a protein of 97 amino acids. The record is from RefSeq and is a predicted model, not a curated record. The transcript has a single exon. NCBI's taxonomy places the organism in Eukaryota, Fungi, Ascomycota, Sordariomycetes, Sordariales, Lasiosphaeriaceae.